CGGCCGUGACGCGGGCGUGACGCGGGCGUGACGCGAGUGCCGCCGCUCCCGAGGCCCUCGCGCUGUCCCCGCCGCGCUCCGAGGCAGCCGUAGCUCGGCCCGCGUCGCCAGGCCCCGGGCCGCCCCCGGGUCCCUGCCGCCCGCCGCCCGCCAUGGACGACUACGCGGUCCUGUCGGACGCUGAGCUGGCCGCCGUGCUGCGCCAGUACAACAUCCCGCACGGGCCUGUCGUGGGUUCCACCCGCAAGCUCUACGAAAAGAAAAUCUUCGAGUACGAGACCCAGAGGCGGAGGCUCUCGCCCCCGAACUCGUCCGCGUCGUCUUUCUCCUAUCGGUUCUCGGACUUAGACUCGGCAUCAGUGGACUCGGAUAUGUACGAUCUGCCGAAGAAAGAGGACGCCUUACUCUACCAGAGCAAGGGCUACGGUGAUGACUACUAUGAGGAGAGCUACUUGAGCACCAGGACUUAUGGGGAGCCCGAGCCUGUGGGCGCCUCGAAGGGGUUCCGCCAGCCCCCAAGUUCACUCUCAGACACAGACACCUUUCACCACCAGGUGCGUGAGGACAGUCUUUUCUCUUCUGAAGAGGAGAGCAAGGAUAGGGAGCGCCCCGUGUAUGGCCGGGACGGUGCCUACCAGAGCGUCGCGCACUACCGCCCUGUGUCCAGCGUGUCCAGAAGCUCCCUGGGCCUAUCCUAUUAUCCCACCUCCUCCUCCGUCUCCCCCAUGUCCUCCUCUCCAUCUUCCCCCACUUCGUGGCUCACUCGUCGAGCUAUCCGGCCGGAAAAGCAGGCCCCUGGGGCCGGUCUGGGCCAGGACCGCCAGGUCCCCCUUUGGGGCCAGCUGCUCCUGUUCCUGGUCUUUGCCGCCUUCCUGCUCUUUGUUUACUACUCCUUGCAGGCUGAGGACGGCAAUCCCUUCUGGACGGAGCCCUGAGGCUCUGGCUUCGUGGCCGCCUGUUCUCAGAAGUCCUGGCUGACUGCCUUAGUAGUGUUUGCUAGGGGAGGGGGUGGGGGCUUUUCUGUGUGUUCUGGCUUGGGAGCGCCGGGC
Messenger RNA from Acinonyx jubatus (cheetah), 1049 nucleotides. It is a transcript of the gene EMD, whose product is annotated as emerin. Gene Ontology annotation, cellular component: nuclear envelope. The record is from RefSeq and is a predicted model, not a curated record. The coding region runs from base 153 to 935 and encodes 260 amino acids. NCBI's taxonomy places the organism in Eukaryota, Metazoa, Chordata, Mammalia, Carnivora, Felidae. The transcript is spliced from 6 exons.